Copidosoma floridanum is the source of this 491-nucleotide messenger RNA. RefSeq names its product kallikrein 1-related peptidase b22-like. Gene Ontology annotation, biological process: proteolysis. Lineage: Eukaryota; Metazoa; Arthropoda; Insecta; Hymenoptera; Encyrtidae. Gene Ontology annotation, molecular function: serine-type endopeptidase activity. The record is from RefSeq and is a predicted model, not a curated record.
AUGUACGUACUAAAAAAGUUGGCCACUUCUCAAAUACUAUGGUUGCUAACUUCAACUGCCAUUUUAAAGGUUCAUGGGGAAUUUAAUGUAUUUUUCGAUGAUCGCCUGAGUUCCGUUGGUUUACCCCUAGAUAAUGUGCCAUAUGAGAACGCCGAAGCCAACGUCACUGGUCUGGGCAUGCAUGAGUUGUUCUCGAUACUCGGCACCUCAGGUCUAAGUAAAACCACUGGUCGAAUUCGUUAUCUCGUGACGGAUGUAUUGAGCCAAUCCGAAUGUAAGAGUCAUUUUGUGCUGUUGGAGGAUACGAUAUUGUGUGCGAAAACGAAAUUUCGUCCGAGUAUUCAUGGGCCCGAAGGUGUAUGUCGGAUGUAUGUAAUGUUAAAGGGUGACAGUGGAGGUCCACUCGUCCACAAUGGCAUUUUGAUCGGGAUACAAUCCUUUGGUCCAACCGACUGCGACGAGACUUACGCUCCAAGUUAUUACAUCAAAGU